Messenger RNA from Prorocentrum cordatum, 2042 nucleotides. The record is from the annotation of a GenBank genome assembly. Lineage: Eukaryota; Dinophyceae; Prorocentrales; Prorocentraceae.
GAGCUGCUCGACUCCAUCGAACACCAGGGCAAGAUCGACUGCCGCGCGUCCCUCAAUUUCGCCAAAUGGUUCCAGGAAUCGUUGGUCCACGCUGCUGCGACAGGCACCCUCGACCCCAAUGCGUCUGGCUUCCUGGAAGACCUUUCCAGCUUGUGGUUCGGGGAUACACAGGAGAUCGAGGGGUGCAACUCCAUAGUGAAGCACGUGGGGAAACUAGCGCCGAACAUCGGGCUGCCACUGCUGUCGAGCCGCAUCACAAUCAAGAAGGCCGUUGCCAGACUCGAGUCGCCAGAGCAGCGCCGGGCUUUCCUGGAAGGGUGCGUCGCGGAUCAUGCCCAGGCUCUGCCGCUCGACGACGACGACCCUGGCCGCUGGGACAUGAUCCCGAUCCCCGUGCCUGGCCCCCUGCACGAUGCGCUCCCGGCGCCGCCCGCCGCGCCCGACCCCGCCGGGGCUGGCCCGCCUGCUGGGGCAGCGGCUGCGCCGGCGCCGGCGGCCGCCCGGGACCCAGCAGCGCUGGCGGCGGCCGCGCAGAUGCGCUUCGCCUGGAGGGUGUUCGCGCUGGCGAAGGCUGUUCUCGGGCCCGUGCACCCGAGCUGCCGUCGCGGGUUCUUCCUCGACCCGAUGCCGAUUGGCGGUGAUUCUGCGUGGGUGAUCUCGCACAAGUUUGGCAAUUGCGAGUAUUGGGUGGAGACGCUUGACAUCCACGUCGACGGGUCCACAGUUAGGCUGCGCAGCCCUCUGGCCCCGAAGCGCAUUCAGGAUGCGUGGUCUUGCAUGAGGCUGGCUGCGCUGCUCGCUGACUCGCAGGCUGACUCCGACGCCCCCGCCAUCCGCCUGGUGGUGCGCGAGCUGGAAUGGGGGGCGAACUUGGACGUUGCCGUCGCGAGCGAUGAGGCGGUGCUCUUGCUUGACUCUGUUCAGCUACGCAGGUGCCUGGCGCCCAUCCGCCGCAAGAAGAGGCCAGCUGGCGGCGGGGGCGGCGCUGGCGUUGCUGCGGGCGCCGAGGGGGGCGGCGACAACGACGGCGACGACGACAUUGCUGACGAGUAUAUCAUGUCUGAGGCGGCUGCAGACGACGAAGCCGCGGAGGACGCGGACGACGAUGGCCACCGACUGUUCGUCGAACAGCUAGAGGGCGUCAUUGACGAUGAUUUCGAGUUCGGCCCGAUUCCGCAUGGCGCUGGCGCUGCUGGUUUAGACGCGUGGAUCGGCGAGGCGAUGGACCCAGCUGGGCACUUCCCUGCAGAGGCUGCGGAGGAGGGCUACGAGAACCACGCCUACGUCGCAGAUAUCGUCGCUGCUGGUCUUGACCCGCCUGACGGACCUGGCGGAGAGGAUGCUGCCCCCCCGGGUGAUGCCGUCGACGUGCCAGGUGCCAUCAACGUGGACACUUGGUUGGAGAACGUGGUGCGCACUCUGGUGGCGUUCAAGGAGGCUAACCUCUGUUGCGAUGCAGCUCCUGCAAAGCAGUAUGUUGGCCUUGUUGUAUUCAUUGACAAUGUUGCCCAGGAUGACGGCACCCUUGCAGAGGUUCAUAGAACGCAGUGGCUCGCAUGGGAAAUCGUGGCCGCGGGCAGAAUUGAGAGUGCUCGGCGGACAGUUCUUGACGAGAGGGGUGGCAUAAAAUUCUAUUCCACGGCCUACAUAGAAGACCUGCGCCCUAGAGUUGAUCGCGACGGCAUGCGGGUAUUGUUGCCGAACACAGGACACAAAAUGAUCAGGGCUAAAGGUCUCGCCAGGGAAAACAUGCCAGACUGUUUUGUUCACGUGAAGCACGUGUGCGACAGGAUAUUGGGAGGGGCUGAGGGCGACGUAGCAGCUGGGCUUGCUCAUGAGUGCCCCGCGUGUUCAUUCGACGUGCGUCUGCAGACUUUGACAGUUGACGCCGCCCUCCACCACUUGCGAGGGCAUCCAGUGGGGGGCGGCAUUUUGGCGGAGGGAUUUGCCCCGAGAGGGGACGGCUGUUUGUUCGACGUCUUCGCUAAUUCUGAUGUUUUUUGUAUCCCUUGCGAGGGCGUGAUUGCUGCCUGGUGCGGCAG